This is a messenger RNA of Paramecium sonneborni, 3028 nucleotides long. The record is from the annotation of a GenBank genome assembly. Lineage: Eukaryota; Ciliophora; Oligohymenophorea; Peniculida; Parameciidae.
AUGAUUGUCACUUCAAAUAUAGUGAAUGACUUGAAUACUGCAUUUUAACUCAUCAAUAUGGGUACUAAUGAGAAAAUCAGAUAAGGAGAAUAAUUGUUAUAGUAAAUUAGAGGUGAUAUAUAAUAUCCUAAAGUGUUAUUUGAUUAUUUCUAAGCUUAUGAAAUUAGUUUAGGUCUUCGAGCGGCAAUUGAAUUAAAAUUAUGGUUCAAAGAUUAUCGUAAUUUUGAUGAUUACUAAGCAUAAUAUGUUCAAAGUGUAGUCUAAACAAUCAAGUAACAUAUUAUUAGAGCAUACAUUAUGUCUGAGGCACCUUUAAUUCAUUAAUUGAAAGAUGCUAUUGUUUAUGUUGCUUAAAGAGAUUUUCCAACUUAAUGGCCCACUCUUAUGGCAGAUCUAAAUUAAUUCUUAACUCAUCCAGAUUAUGUGUACAAAACUGUGAAGCUCAUCUACAAAUUGACUGAAAAAUAUGUUUACUAAUCAAGAAGCGAUCCAUUAUAUGAAGAAAUCAUUAUAACAUGUGACACAGUCCAUAAUAACUUGUUAUUAUUGGCUAAAUCAUUAAUAUAAUAAAUAGAAGCCCUUCAAAAUUUGUAAUUAUCAUAUGAAAUUCUAAAGACAUUAUUAAAAGUUUUUUACAAUUUAAAUUUUUAAGUAAUUUAAAUAAAUGAUUAAAUAAUUUAGGAUUUGCAUCCCCAUUUUGAAGAUAACCUUUAAUCUUGGAUGGAAUUUAUGAAAGUUGUUCUUCGUUUAUAACCAGUCUAAGGUGUUGAAUAAUUUUUAUUCAAAUGUAAAGGUGAAGCACUUAGAUGUGUUUUAUUGUAUGCAAUGAAAUAUCGUGAUGAUUUUGGUGAUUUAAUAUAAGUAUUCUCUAGUGAAAUAUGGAAUGUUUGUACUUAGACAAGUUCUGGAAGAGAUAGUGAUAAAGUAAAAUGAAAAAAAUAAUAAUUUUAGAUUGUAUUAUGUGCUCUUAGAUAUUUCAAGACUUUAAUUGCUUGGUAAGAUAUGAAGGCUUUUUUUGAAUAGAAUAUAAAAGUUUUAAUAGAAAGUCUUAUUAUAAGGAAUUUAUCUUUAUCAAGUAAUUCAACUUAAAUAUUCAAUAGAGGAUGAAAUUGGAAUGUUUUCAGAUGAACCAUAAGAAUUUAUUGAAAAGUUUUUUGAAUAAAGUGAUUUAGAAUCAAGAAGAGCUUAGGCUGUUGAACUCUUUAAAACAGUUACUAAACAUUUUAAUUAAUAGGUUAAUCUAAUUAUUUAAGAAUAUCUGUAUAUAUCUAUGAAUUAUAUAUUAUUUUAGAUAAGCUUAUAUUCAAUCAGGAAUGAAUGGAAUUGAUAAUGAAAUUAUUCUUAUAAAUUUAAUCAUAGAAGCUAGUACAAGUUCAUUUACAUCAAAGGAUGGAACUAUAGAUAUAAUUUUAUCAUAAGAAAAUGUACUUGGAUUUUAUAAUCAUUGUUUAAAACCUAAAUUAGGAUAAAUAUUUGAAUUACAAUAGUAAAAUUAAUCAGUUGAAUAAAAGUUUACUCCAAUUCAAUUAGCUUUCUAUUGUAGGUAUUUAUUCUAUUUCAGAAAUGUUAUUGAUAAAGUUGAAUUACCAACAUUAGCUACUUUAGUUUCAAAAUUACAACUAAGUAAAAAAAUUACAUUAUCUAAUAUUGCAUGCUAUACAGCAUAUUCAUUAAUAAAUGUUAGAUAAGAUGUCAAAAAUUAUGCUAAUUAAUAGUUAUAUUUUGAAAAUGUAAAUAUUUCUUAAUAUUUACAAUUGAUUUUGACUGACUGUUACAAUAACAUAAAAUAAUAAUAAAAAUUAGAGACAUACAGUUUAAAACUUACUAAUUCAUUAAUCAAUUUAUUAAAAUAAGAAAUUUUUAAUGCUAUUGCUGCAUUAAGCAAUUUAUUAUAAGAUUUACUUAAGAAUAUCAAACUUGAAUAUGAAUUUCAAAAUGUCCAUCUAGUUUUUGAAAUUAUUGCAAGUGUUAUUGAUGUAUGUAUAAUUGCUAAGAAUUCAGAAGCUGCAAAUUAAUUAUAAUAGAGUAUUUUGAAUUAACUUGAUGAAUUAUUAAGAGAAAAUAAAGGUGAUGUUACUAAUUUUGUUUUAUAGAUUUAUUCUCUUUUUUUAUAAGUGUAAACAAAUGCUACUUCAUAUUAUUAAAAUCUAUUAUAGAAUUUUCUAGAAAUUUAAAAUUGGAAUGAAUCAAACUCAUCUUUAUUUUAAGCAUAUAUUAUUUUUUUUUAGUUUGGAUUUUAAGGAACUAAUUUACCUACUCCAUAAUUAUAAGCAAUACUUAAAUCAAUUGUCUCACAUAGUACUCCAUAAUAUACAGAAUUAUCCAAAUUUCUCAUAAAAUAAAAUUAAUAAUGGACAAAUAUUGUUUUAUCUGUUAUUUUUGAAUAAUACUAAAUAUAAUAAUAAUCUUAACCAUAAAUAUCUUCAAAAUCAAAGGCAACACAUUUAAGUUAACGAUUAAUUAAUAAAGAAGUAUUUCUUUUACUUGCUCAUAUCUUUGCUAUUUAUGGAGUAGAAAUACUUGUCACUGAAUGUUCUAAGAUAUCUCCUUAAUUAUUAGAGAGUUUUUUAAUAAAUGAAUUAGGAAUUAUUAAAUCUAUUUCUUAAAGAAAUGAAAGAAAAUUAAUUUUUACUAUGUUAUCAUCUAUACUAUUUAUAGGAUCGUAUAUUAUUUAUUUUAUAUUUUAGAUUCUUGACUUAAUAAUCAUGGAAUCUUGUUUUCUAAGCUAUGGUUGAAAAUAUAACACUUAAAAAAAGAAAUCCACUAAAAUUUAUGGGAAGAGUUACUGAUAGAGAAGUUACCUCAAGUUCUGGAUUUUAACCAUUAAAACCUGUUAUUGCUAGAAAUGUAUUAUUUUUAUAUUAAUUUUAAGUCUACUGAUAAACUAUUAAAUGAUGAAGACAAAUUAUUUAGUGCUCAAUUCAAAACUUAUUAUAGUAAUCCAAUCGUAUAAUAGUAAUUACCAAUUCAAUAAUUAUUAACUCAAUAAUAAUAAGAGUUAUUAAGUAAUUUAAUACAAUCUGUUUGA